AUGGCUCAGCAAGGCAACCGCCCGCGGCGGUUGCAGAGCAUACAGGAGAGAGAAUUGGACGAAGCGUUCAGCAACAUCCAUGAAGUUGAUGACAUGGAUGGGCACGACCGAAUGUCUUACCAUUCAUCGCAAGAAAUGGGCAAGGCGUCGGUGUUUGAGAUGAUCACUGCAUCUGGAUCUGUGACUUUGUCCACACGGUGCUUGAAGACCCAAGCUGCUUGGCAGCGCUCCCUUAUCGAGCAGCAGAGGUGCUUGCUGGGUCUCGUGUCGCGAAAGCUUCACAAAGCAGAGGAAAAGACUCGGGUGGACACGGCCGUCAGCGAAGAUCAGCGGGAGCUGUUGCGGAACUUCCGAAAGAUAGUCACGAAAGAUAUGGAGGGUGAGGAAGCCGACAUUCAAGGACACAAGGUAGUUGUCAUCGUCGUGGAGACGUCCCCGGUUCUUCGAGCAGAGGUGGCGCAAUUGUGUCAGUUGCUGGAGUACCCAUGCACCACUUUUGGCAGCCUGAAAGCUGCAGCUGCUGAGAUCAGAAACAUCAUGGAGAGUGCUGGCGCAAAAGCAGCGGAAUCUCCAACUUUCUUGGUGUUACUGGGCACAGCAUGGCUAGAUCGCGACCUUCCAGUUCAAUUCAAGCAGGACUCUGUGUACGUCACACUCGCGAGCCGAACGGAGGAGCUGGAAACGGCAACUCCGAAGCAGAUGCGCGAGAGGGGA
Molecule: messenger RNA, 714 nt
Organism: Symbiodinium necroappetens
Lineage: Eukaryota; Dinophyceae; Suessiales; Symbiodiniaceae
Source: the annotation of a GenBank genome assembly